UUAUAUAUUUAGAUAUUCUAUUACACUGUGAGGUGCAUUAGCUCGAGAUAGCUUGUAGGAAAACGAACAUGGAAGCGUUAAGCGCCUUGGCAGCACUUCUGGAGUCGGGAUUUAACCUGGCAUUCAUAGGAAUACUGGAAGUACUAAUAAUUCUCCUGCGGUCCGAUAUAGUAGACCAGGGAAAUCGAGUGACACCGGUUGCCCCCAAGGACAUGAGCCCCAGCUACGACUACAUCGUGAUCGGCUGCGGUUCCGCGGGAUCCGUCUUGGCAAACAGAUUGUCAGAAGAUGGAAGUUCGACAGUAUUAGCGCUGGAAGCGGGAGAAGACGAACCGCCGAUUUCGGAUGUUCCAGUUUUGACGCAGACGCUCCAGCUAACGGACUUGGAUUGGUCCUUCAAAACCGAGCAAUCGACGCGCUACUGCCAAGGCAUGAAGGGCCAUCGCUGCAACUGGCCAAGGGGCAAAGUGCUUGGCGGAAGUAGCGUGAUCAACGCCAUGGUCUACGUCCGGGGACAUGCACGAGACUACGAUGAGUGGAGGGAUGCGGGAAAUCCGGGAUGGGGAUAUGACGACGUCCUGCCAUACUUUAAGAUGUCAGAGAACAUCUCGAUCCCCGAACUCGAAAACUCGUCGUACCACGAAAGGGGCGGCUACUUAACUGUAGAGGAUUUUAGAUACCACAAACCCCUGACUAAAUUCUUUCUGCAGGCUGGGAGGGAGCUGGGAUUCAACGUGGUAGACGUCAAUGGCGCCGAUCAGACAGGCUUCACCUUGGCUCCUGGCACUUUAAGGGACGGGCUGAGGUGUAGCACUGCCAAGGCCUACCUUCGCUCGGCCAGCCGACGGCAGAAUCUCCACGUUGGAACGGAAUGCACCGUCGAAAAGAUCCUAAUCAACACUACGACGAAGGUCGCCUAUGCUGUCCAGUUCCGAAGAGGCGGAGAGGUGUACACUGUCCACGCUAGAAAGGAGAUCAUUCUUUCGGCCGGCGCGAUUCAGUCCCCGCAGAUUUUGAUACUCUCCGGUAUCGGGCCGAGGGAACACCUUGACGAGCUUGGAAUUGAGCUUGUUCAUCACAGUCCUGGAGUUGGCAGAAACCUUCAGGACCAUGUCGCGCUCGGUGGACUCACAUACUUGAUAGAUCCGCCUAAUGGAACUUCGAGUAAUGAUUUUGGUGGCAGUAAUACUCUGACGCUGUCCGCGUUGAUGGAUUUCUUAAAGAAUGCAACUGGCCCGAUGUACGACCUUCCUACCAAUGAAGUGCUCGGGUUUGUCAAUACCAAGUUUACCGAUGGUGAUUUGAACUGGCCGGACAUACAGUACCACUUCGCGACGUUGAGCCACAACGGACGAGCAUCGAGCAUUAUUGCUAAACGAAAUAACAAUCUCAGAGAUGAGUUCUUCGACAGUCUAUGGGGCAAUAUUAUCGAUCACCCUGCUUUUGAAAUGCCCCCGACGCUGUUGCGCCCUAGGAGCAGAGGAUACAUUACGCUGAGGGAUGCCGAUCCCUACAGUCCACCGAUCAUAGUGCCGAACUAUUACGACGACCCGCACGAUUUGGACGUUUUGGUACAAGGGGCACUAAUUGCAUACAACUUGAGCCAGACUCCGACGAUGAGAUUGUUAAACACGCGGCUCAACCCAAACCGGAUACCCGAGUGUAGUCAUUUCAGUUUGCCUUCGGAGGAGUAUUUCCGGUGCCACGCCAGGUUCUACUCGUUGACGAUUUUCCACCCAUGUUGUACCUGCAAAAUGGGACCCCCCCGCGAUGCUAUGGCCGUGGUGAACAGUAGGCUCAGAGUUCACGGGGUCAAGCGACUCCGUGUUGUCGAUGCUUCGAUUAUGCCAAAUCUCCCAUCGGGCAAUAUUAAUUCACCUGUCAUUAUGAUCGCUGAAAAAGCUGCACACAUGAUCAAGGAAGACUGGAGCUCCUCAUAAUGUCGAAUCCGUAGUGGGUUGAACAUCAAUAGUUUUUGAUAUUUGUUUACGAGAAUAGUCGUA
Diprion similis is the source of this 2003-nucleotide messenger RNA. Its product is annotated as glucose dehydrogenase [FAD, quinone]-like. The record is from RefSeq and is a predicted model, not a curated record. Gene Ontology annotation, molecular function: flavin adenine dinucleotide binding; oxidoreductase activity, acting on CH-OH group of donors. The coding region runs from base 69 to 1940 and encodes 623 amino acids. NCBI's taxonomy places the organism in Eukaryota, Metazoa, Arthropoda, Insecta, Hymenoptera, Diprionidae. The transcript has 4 exons.